Messenger RNA from Eubalaena glacialis (North Atlantic right whale), 6402 nucleotides. It is a transcript of the gene PLEKHH1, whose product is annotated as pleckstrin homology, MyTH4 and FERM domain containing H1. The transcript has 29 exons. Gene Ontology annotation, cellular component: cytoskeleton. Lineage: Eukaryota; Metazoa; Chordata; Mammalia; Artiodactyla; Balaenidae. The record is from RefSeq and is a predicted model, not a curated record. The coding region runs from base 272 to 4330 and encodes 1352 amino acids.
GCGGCAGAGCGUUGAAUGGGGCGCUGCGAGGUCGGCUCGGCUUUGUGCGGCCAGCCGGCGGGCACCCCUCCCGGCCCAGCCCGGCCCGCCCCGCCCACCCCGACCCCUGCUGCCGGGGAGCGGAGACCCGGCGGCCGCUGCGGACUCGGACGAGAUCGACGCAAGGUCAGCGGCGGACGCGCGCGGGGGAGGACCGGGUGCCCGGUGCGCGGCGGGGACGCCCGCGAGCGGGCUGGAGGGCUCCCUGGAAUCUCCAGAAGUUGCUUCCAUCAUGGCAGAACUCAAGGUGGAGACCCGGACCAGUGUAGACUGGCAGAAGCGCUGCCUGGCCCUGGAAAGCCAGCUUUUCCGGUUCCGCCUGCAGGCCAGCAAGAUAAGGGAGCUGUUGGCCGACAAGAUGCAGGAGCUGGAGCAGAGGCUGCUGGAGGCAGAGCAGAGAGCGGAGGACGCGGAGACCCAGGUGGGUGUGAUGGAAGAGAAGGUGAAAUUGUCCAAUCUGAAAAAUGUGGACUCAGCAGGCAGCCUGCACCGGAAGUACAAAGAAUUGCUGAAUGCCAUGCAGGGCAAAGACGAACUCAUCGGCCGGCUGGAGGCCCAGUUGGAGAAGCAGAAGAAGAUGAGAGCUGAGGAAGCAAAAAUCGUUCAAGAAAAAGCUGCAAAGAUCAAGGAAUGGGUGACACUGAAGUUAGCAGAGCUUGAGAUGGAGAAUCAGCACCUGAAAAGCUGUAAUCAGCACCUGGUGGAGCAGGUGGGAGCCCUUCAACGUGCACUGGAAGCUCUUCAGAUGGCACCUUUGGGGAAGCUGCUGGUGGCCCCCCAGGGAACCACAGAGCAGGAUUCUGUCCCUGCAGGACCAGGAGCCCAGCCAGUGGGGCAAGACGGUGGUCCUCAGGCCCAGGGUGCCCUGAAGGCAGCUAUGCCUGUACCUUCUCCAGCUGCUCUGCAGAGCAAGGACUCUGUUCCUAAAGCAGGAAGCCCCUUGGAGGAUUCUAUUUCCAGUAGGGUCCACCCUGGAGAAAUAUCAGGGGCCAAGACCCUUCCACUUCAUCUGGGAGGACAGGGCUGUCCUGGCCAGCUAUGCCUGAAGCCUUGCACCCCCAGGCAUGGUUUGGCUUCCUGGGGUGAAGGCCUGGUCACUGCUCAGGGAAGGACGCUCCCUAGGACGAAGACCUCUGCCAGGGAAGGUGGCCCCGGCUGCAGCCUGACUCUGCCGAAGGUGCGGGCUCCCAGCACCCACCGGGACAGCAUCCAGCUGGCCAAGCGGCACCACAGCCAGCCCCAGGCGGGCCCUGCGCACUUCAACCACGUGGUGAGCAUUGAGAUUGGGACACUCUCAGCCCUCCCCUCCUCCAGCCUUCCCAAGGUGGAGGCUGGACCUGAGCUCCGGGAGGAACCGGAGAAGAUGGAGAUGGAGGAGCAACCCCCAGCGGGGAAGAUGGAGGAAGUGGAUUUGGGGAACAAACCACCUACACCCCCCCUGCACCGGUUUCCAUCCUGGGAGAGCCGGAUCUACGCUGUGGCCACGUCAGGCAUGCGGCUCUCUGAAGUGUCUGCUAGAAGUAAUGCCACCUGCUGUGCUUCAAGCCCUCCAGCCCUUGCAUCCCCUGGGCCUUUCUCUGGCCUGGUCUGCAAGAACGUCACCGUGCCGGUCUACACAGCCUUGAAGGGGAAAGCCACGCAGAUCAGCACGGUGCCCUUUGUGGACGAGUCCUCUGGGUCCGAUGAUGACUGCAGCUCCCAGGCGAGCUUCCGAACUUCAAUGCCCUGCUCUGAGUCCAGGAAGACCAGUGGACUGGGCAGCCCCCGGGCCAUCAAGAGAGGCGUCUCCAUGUCCUCGCUGAGCUCCGAGGGCGACUACGCCAUCCCCCCGGACGCCUGCUCCCUAGACAGCGACUACUCAGAGCCUGAGCACAAACUACAGCGCACCUCAUCCUACUCCACCGACGGGCUGGGCCCAGGCGGGGAGUCACUGGAGAAGUCAGGCUACCUGCUGAAAAUGGGGAGCCGGGUGAAGACGUGGAAGAGGCGCUGGUUUGUCCUGAGACAGGGACAGAUCAUGUACUACAAGUCUCCGAGUGACGUCAUCCGGAAACCUCAAGGUCAAGUGGAACUGAACUCCCGUUGCCAAAUUGUUCGAGGGGAGGGUGCACAGACAUUCCAGCUCAUCUCUGAGAAGAAGACCUAUUACCUGACAGCGGACUCGCCCAGCCUGCUGGAGGAGUGGAUCCGUGUCCUACAGAGCCUGCUGAAGGUCCAGGCCAUUGGGCCUCCAGCCCUGCCUCAGGGUGGCACCAAGCCCACUGUGAAGGGCUGGCUGACUAAGGUCAAGCAUGGCCAUUCCAAACUGGUCUGGUGUGCUCUUGUUGGGAGAACCUUCUACUACUGUCGAAGCCACGAGGACAAGCGACCCCUGGGCCGUCUGCCUGUGCGGGACGCACGCAUAGAGGAAGUAGAUCGAUCCUGUGACUCAGACGAGGACUAUGAGGCUGGAGGAACCCGGCGGUUGCUUUCCUCCCACUGCACCCUUGUGAUCCACCCCCCAGAGCACAGCCCCACCUACCUCCUCAUUGGCACCAAGCACGAAAAGGAUACGUGGCUUUACCACCUCACAGUGGCUGCAGGUGGCAGCAGUGCCAAGGUGGGCACUGCCUAUGAGCAGCUUAUUGGAAAGCUGAUGGAUGGUGAGGGAGACCCAGAUUCCCCCCUCUGGAGGCACCCCAUGCUGUGCUACAGCAAAGACGGGCUGUACACCUCCCUCACCACCCUGCCCUCCGAGGCCCUGCAGACGGAGGCUGUCAAGCUCUUCAAGUCGUGCCAACUCUUCAUCAACGUGCCCGUGGAAGCGGCCUCGGUGGACUACCACGUGUCCCUGGCCCAGACCGCGCUGCAGGUCUGCCUGGUUCACCCCGAGCUGCAGAGCGAGCUGUACUGCCAGCUCAUGAAGCAGACCAGCUGCCGCCCGCCGCAGAAGUACUCCCUCAUGCAGUGCUGGCAGCUCUUGGCUCUGUGUGCCCCACUUUUCCUGCCUCAGCACCACUUCCUCUGGUACGUCAAACAGCAGCUCCAGCGCCACGCAGAUCCCCGAAAUGAGACGGGCCAGUACGCCACGUACUGCCAGCGGGCAGUGGAGCGGACGCUGCAGACUGGGGAGCGGGAGGCCAGGCCGUCGCGCAUGGAGGUGGUGUCCAUCCUGCUGCGGAACCCCUUCCACCACUCCUUGCCCUUCAGCAUCCCCGUGCACUUCGCCAACGGGACUUACCAGGUGGUGGGUUUUGACGGCUCCUCCACAGUUGACGAGUUCCUCCAGCGGCUGAACCAGGAGACGGGCAUGAGGAAGUCCUCCCAUUCUGGCUUCGCCCUCUUCACGGACGACCCUUCUGGCAGGGACCUGGAACACUGCCUGCAGGGGAGCGUCAAGAUCUGCGAUGCCAUCUCCAAGUGGGAACAAGCCCUGAAGGAGCUUCACUCUGGAAAGUCUGAGGGUGGCACACGUGUCGUGAAGCUGAUGUACAAGAACAGGCUGUACUUUCGGAGUCAAGUCAAAGGGGAGACAGAGCGAGAGCGCCUGCUGCUUGCCUCCCAAACUAGUGCAGAGAUAGUGGCAGGGAGGUUUCCUGUCAACAAGGAGCUGGCUCUGGAGAUGGCUGCACUGAUGGCCCAGGUAGAGUAUGGGGACUUGGAGAAGCCCAUCCUGCCAGGACCUGGGGGCACACCCCCUGCCAAGGCUCUGCAUCACCUCCAGCAGGUCCUAGACAGGUUCUACCCAAGGCGCUACAGACACGGGGCCCCCCUGGAACAGCUGAGGCACCUGGCAGAUCAGCUGACCACAAAGUGGGCAGCACUGCAAGGCUGCUCCUCUCCUGAGUGCAUCCGCAUCUACCUGACAGUGGCCCGGAAAUGGCCUCUCUUUGGUGCUAAGCUCUUUGCUGCUCAGCCUGCACAGCUGUCUUCCAAGGAGAACAGUCUGGUGUGGAUUGCCGUGAACGAGGAUGGUGUCAGCAUUCUGGACCACAACACUAUGCAAGUGCACGUCACUUAUCCCUACUCUUCAGUGAUGACCUUUGGUGGCUGCCGGGAUGACUUCAUGCUUGUGAUUAGAUCCAUUUCAGACCAGAGCUCUGGAAAAGGCCAUAUUGAGAAGUUGAUCUUCCGGAUGGCUGCUCCCAAGAUUGCAGAGGUGACCUUCAUCAUGGCCAGCUACAUGAACCACUGCUCCACAGCUGUGGACCCACCCCCCAACCCGCCUGCUGCCUGCCAGCCAUGGGAACUGGAUGGACGACAGUUCUUUGCUUCUGUUCCAUGUGCUGCCAAGGGGCCAACGUUGCUGUGAAUAUUUCUCCUACCCCUUUCCCCACCACCACCUGGUGCCUCUGGGAUUAGAGAGAUGUAUCCUCGGGUGCGACACUACUGUGAUGGGUCUAACAGCCCCCCUGCAGCCUGCCCCAGUUGUUCUGUGAAAUGUGUAUUUCAGUGUCCAUGAAGCCUUUACUCUCUAGGUGCCUUAUAAUGUUUCAGGGCCAACCUUUAAAAAUCCAGACCCAGUAUAAAAACCACUCUUUUUUUUCACAAGAAUACUGAGCUCUGGAUGCUGCCCGAUUCUAGACACAGAUAGGGAUGGCCCACUGUUUGUUACUGGUUACUGAGGGCAUCAGUGCUGUAAGUCAGAAUUUCCUGCACUGCUACUCUCAGGGAGACUAGUAUGUUUAUGUUGUGUAUGGUCCUCAUGCAGGGAUUUAUACUUGAAGUUUUCCCGACAUCCCUGAACAGGAGAGGACUAGAAUUUCCAAUUCACCUGAACUCCAACAAAAGCUUAGAACUCACUAAGACUGGACUUCCUUUCCCAUAUGGGAAAGGUGUUGGCAGGGCUGGAGAAAAAGGAGGAGACUCACCUUUCCCCUUCCCCUGGUGCGAACAAGGAGGCAUCGGCGGUGCCCUUCUGGGGCAGCGGCACCUGUCUCUGCAGGACAAAGCGCUAUUCCCCUGAGACUGAAGCUGUUCUCCCUCACACUGGACCGUCAGCCCAACUGGGUACAGGCAAGGGCAGGGGCUAGGUCCAACCUGACCUCUCCCUGUCUCAUUUUAACAACUGGACAGGGCUCAGUGAAGGCUGUGCUUACUACUGUAGGAGAAGGUGGUCGUCGCUUGUCCCCCUGCUCUUUGAAAGACCAAGCAAAUGCAUUCUGCUUUUUGCUGCUCUGUGAGGCCACCAAAGAUGAGUCAGAAACAGAAGACCCCCUGCAGGCUCGUGGGCCUGGAUUUGUUCCUUAAGACUUCUGGCGAACUUGCGCUGGGAAUUAGUUUGAGGGCAGACGCACAUUAUGUGUUAUCUGUCCUAGCCUGAGAGCAUCAGGUGAAAGAAAUUGAAAGUACCUUUCACCUUUUGCCUUCCUGACGAUGCCAAUAUCCCCCCAUCCCCGAGUGAGACCUUCUGUUGGAUGCAGAGAUGAUCUUGUCUCCGCCCUCCCUUAACAGGAAAAAAAAAAAGACGAAAGAGUUCAUUUAUACUCUGAUUAUUUUCCAACAUUGAAGAAACUGAGUUUUAUUUCAUAGCUCUAAGGCAGUCUUAUCAUCUUUCGAUAAAGUGCCGAACAAACUAUAUGGGUUUAGCAAUAGCAUCCAAGAACCAAGCCUUUAACCCCAGCAAAGUGUGUGUGUGUUGCACACUGUGAAAACUGCAAGGCUGGAACUAGUUUAUCUGAACACCUCAGCUGCUGUAAGCUUCCCCUCUCUCACCCAUUAAGCUGACAAGCAUGAUGAAAAAAGCAGCACAUCAGAGUGUCUGCCUUUUUUAAAUGAACUUGACUUUGCCAGGCUGGCAAUUUUAUAGCUGCCUCCCAUUUCUGUUCCUGCCUUUCCCCCAGCAUUUGGGAUUUAGCUGAGACAUUUCUACCUCGAACAAGUCACAUGUCACAUGUCCCACAGGCUCCUGAAUAACCCCUCCAGGGCUGGUGUAAAAGGCAGAAGUUACAGCUCUAGUUUUGCAAUAUCUUGAGUGUCUCUAAGGCAAAUAAGGAAUUAUCAUCUAGCCAGGAGUUAAAAAAAAAAAAAGUCCCAAAGAAAAAGCAAGAAUGGAGCUGUGUUCAUAUUGAAUUUGGGGGUCACGCUAUUUCCCCCGCCCUGUCUUCUUCCCAACCCUUCAGGAAUCCUCCCUUAGUUUAUUAAUUUUAUAUAGAAGAAACUGCCUUAUAAACAAAGGCUUCUAUAGUAUGUAUGUUUAUCCUUCUUUAACAUGUCUGGAAACCAAAGUCAAAUUUCUGUCUGGCCUUUUAUCUCAUCCCUCUUGGCAAAAGAAGUUUUUGAAACCAUAGACAAUGCUGAGUAACAAGAGUAUUAAUGUGCUUGACACCCGUGACUGAAAUGCCGUGAUCGUGUUUGUCAAUAAAAAGCAGCUGUCUGAACCAA